Messenger RNA from Fulmarus glacialis (Northern fulmar), 3005 nucleotides. RefSeq names its product kelch-like family member 20 (gene KLHL20). Lineage: Eukaryota; Metazoa; Chordata; Aves; Procellariiformes; Procellariidae. Gene Ontology annotation, molecular function: protein binding. The record is from RefSeq and is a predicted model, not a curated record. The transcript has 11 exons. The coding region runs from base 43 to 1872 and encodes 609 amino acids.
UCAGGUCUUGAAGCAUAGGGUGAAGGUUUCUCUUCACGGUGCAUGGACGGAAAGCCAAUGCGCAGGUGUACCAGUACUCGACCAGGAGAGACCGGAAUGGAUGUGACUAGCCGUUGCACACUCGGAGAUCCUAACAAACUGCCAGAAGGGGUGCCGCAGCCUGCUCGCAUGCCCUACAUCUCUGACAAGCACCCUCGACAAACUUUGGAAGUCAUCAAUCUUCUCCGGAAGCACCGGGAGUUGUGCGAUGUGGUGCUAGUAGUUGGUGCGAAGAAGAUCUAUGCCCACAGGGUAAUUUUGUCAGCCUGCAGCCCUUACUUCCGAGCCAUGUUCACUGGGGAGCUGGCAGAGAGUCGGCAGACAGAAGUAGUGAUCAGAGACAUCGAUGAAAGGGCCAUGGAACUGCUGAUUGACUUUGCGUACACCUCUCAGAUCACUGUGGAAGAGGGAAAUGUCCAGACCUUGUUGCCAGCUGCUUGCCUUCUCCAGCUGGCUGAGAUCCAGGAGGCCUGCUGCGAGUUCCUUAAGAGACAGUUGGACCCUUCCAAUUGCCUGGGCAUCCGAGCUUUUGCUGACACUCACUCAUGCCGUGAACUACUGAGGAUUGCUGACAAGUUCACACAGCAUAACUUCCAGGAGGUGAUGGAGAGUGAGGAGUUCAUGCUGCUUCCUGCCAAUCAGCUCAUAGACAUUAUAUCAAGUGAUGAGUUAAAUGUUCGCAGCGAAGAGCAGGUGUUCAAUGCGGUGAUGGCCUGGGUGAAAUACAGCAUUCAGGAAAGACGACCCCAGCUACCACAGGUCCUGCAGCAUGUCCGUCUGCCGCUGCUGAGUCCCAAGUUUCUUGUGGGUACAGUGGGCUCUGAUCCACUUAUUAAGAGCGAUGAGCAAUGCCGGGAUCUAGUGGAUGAAGCUAAAAACUAUCUGCUGUUGCCGCAAGAGCGGCCACUGAUGCAAGGACCAAGAACUAGACCACGCAAACCCAUACGCUGUGGAGAAGUGCUCUUUGCAGUGGGGGGCUGGUGUAGUGGGGAUGCAAUUUCCAGUGUUGAGCGCUAUGACCCUCAAACCAAUGAGUGGCGGAUGGUGGCUUCCAUGAGCAAAAGACGCUGUGGCGUUGGAGUCAGUGUUCUGGAUGAUCUCCUCUAUGCUGUGGGAGGCCAUGAUGGUUCCUCUUAUCUUAACAGUGUAGAAAGGUAUGAUCCAAAGACCAAUCAGUGGAGCAGUGAUGUGGCCCCCACCAGCACCUGCAGGACCAGUGUUGGAGUAGCAGUUCUUGGAGGCUACCUCUACGCUGUGGGUGGCCAGGAUGGUGUCUCUUGUCUCAACAUUGUGGAAAGGUAUGAUCCCAAAGAAAACAAAUGGACUCGAGUGGCUUCCAUGAGCACCAGGCGCCUGGGAGUUGCAGUGGCUGUGCUAGGGGGCUUCCUCUAUGCUGUGGGAGGCUCUGAUGGCACUUCUCCUCUCAAUACUGUGGAACGCUACAAUCCCCAGGAGAACCGCUGGCACACAAUUGCACCCAUGGGGACGAGGAGGAAGCACCUGGGCUGUGCUGUAUACCAAGACAUGAUAUAUGCUGUGGGAGGCAGAGACGAUACGACAGAGCUCAGUAGUGCUGAGAGAUACAACCCUCGAACCAACCAGUGGUCUCCUGUUGUGGCCAUGACAUCCCGCCGAAGUGGAGUUGGCCUCGCAGUGGUGAAUGGACAGCUGAUGGCAGUGGGGGGUUUUGAUGGCACAACGUACUUGAAGACCAUUGAGGUGUUUGAUCCAGAUGCUAACACAUGGAGGUUGUAUGGUGGGAUGAACUAUCGGCGGCUGGGAGGAGGAGUAGGUGUUAUCAAAAUGACGCACUGUGAAUCCCAUAUAUGGUAAGCAUCAAGAGGGAGGGAGACCCCUUGGUUCUCAUUCCUAGAAAAACUGAAGAGACUUGUUGACACUGGACCUCUUUGCAGCUCUAGUAUGAACGGUCUAGAUCCAAUGUAACUCUUUGCUGGUGACUCUUUCCAUGGAAUUAUAAAAAUUACUUCUAUGAGAGUGUGCCCAAUGGGAGACCACGUUGUCAGACUCCAGGGAACCACUGGACAAAAGUAGAAGUGUUGCUUAUGUCCGUAUUUUUUCUAAAUAGUCUACAUUUUUGAAUAAACCAAACUGUAAAAGUUAUUGUAGCGUAAACAAUGCUGAUGUAGAGACCACGUGCUAUACUGGGAGUCUGGCAAGGAGGAGGGUUUCCUGCUUUGCCUCCAGCUUUGAGCAGUGGAUGUGGCAGCUGUGUGGUGGGCGAAAGAGGAAAGUGAUACAGAAAACAUUGCUUUUGCCUUAUUUACAGAGAGCUUCAAAAAAAGUACUUGACCUGCAAGGUGCCACCUUUGCACAGAAGCUUUUCUGUGCACAGAGUAUAUUUAUUUUUUCAUUUAAUUUGUAUCAUGUAUUUUCUUUGUAUCGCUCACAGCGAUAAUUCCAGCUUUUUAUAUACAUAUAUAUGUGUGCAUAUAUAUAUGUAUUUUAUAUAUAUAUAUGUAUAUGUGCGGUUUGAGUUUUGACAAGCUGGUGGUUAGGGCAGGGCUAUGUCCUGCCAGCUAUUGUGGUUCCAACCCUUGUGGUAUGUUUUAGGGUCUCUUAGAGUACAGGAGAGCUAUGAGGAUGGGUGCCCUGAGUAUCUUUUCAGUCUUGCUGGAGGCAAGUAGAACUGGAACUCUCCAUCUCUCGACUGAAUCAGUGAAGUGCCCAAAAAGGGUGAGAGUGAAAAGGAUUUCAGAUGAUGCCUUUUUACUGUACAGUGUAUGGUACAAAAGUUCAGCUUUUGUCUCUCCCCUCCCCUGUAUGUGAACCUAGAAACAACUAGUUGUUGCUUACUUACAAAAACCUUUUUCUCACAUUGCCUGCUAGAUACCAGUUCUUGUCUGAAGCUGUGAUGCAGGUAUCAUCUGUUAAUUCUGACUAGCCUAGAUCAACACUCGCUUCUCAGGUUCUGGCUAGAAUGGCAGACCUGCAGUCAGCUCCUGCUG